AUGGCCACUGAUACUGUGAACACGGAGACAGAAGGCUCUGAGCGUGAGGUUAUACGCCAGUACAUCAAAAAGGUCAGAGAGCAUCGCGAGGUAGACGCUCGGCUGAAAAAGUUGCGUGCGGAUAUCAAGGCAUUAACCGUGAAGGAUGAUCAAACGGAAGAUGAUCUUAAAGCGUUGCAGAGCAUCGGUCAGAUUGUGGGCCACGUAUUGCGACCCAUCGGCCACGGCAAGCUUAUCGUAAAGGCUUCUAGUGGGCCGCGGUAUGUGGUCUACUCUAAAACCAAGAUUGACCCCUCGACAUUGGUCCCUGGUAGUCGUGUGGCGCUGGAUAUGACCACCUUAACUAUCAUGCGCAAGCUGCCUAGGGAGGUGAACCCUGUGGUUUUCAACAUGCUUAACGACACUCAAAAUCCAAGCGAUGAAAACAAACCUCUUGGAUACACUAGCAUAGGUGGCCUUGACAAGCAGAUCCGUGAGAUGCGCGAAUCGAUCGAGUUACCGUUACGCAAUCCAUACCUUUUCAAGCGUGUUGGAGUCAAACCACCCAAAGGUGUUUUACUCUAUGGACCGCCUGGAACUGGCAAAACACUGAUGGCCAAGGCUUUGGCAUCAUCAAUGGACUGCCACUUCCUGAAGGUUGUAGCAUCUGCCGUGGUAGACAAGUAUAUCGGCGAAUCGGCGAGGAUAAUCAGAGAGAUGUUCAGCUACGCCAAGGACCAUCAACCUUGUAUUAUUUUCAUGGACGAAAUCGAUGCAAUAGGUGGAAAGCGAUUUUCUCAGGGAACAUCAGCGGAUCGUGAGAUUCAACGUACCCUGAUGGAGUUGCUCACUCAUCUGGAUGGUUUUGACGACCUGGGCCAAGUCAAGAUUAUUAUGGCCACCAAUCGCCCCGACGUCUUGGAUCCGGCACUUAUGCGACCUGGUCGCAUUGAUCGUAAAAUAGAAAUUCCUCUUCCCAACGAAUCGUCUCGUGUGGAAAUUUUGAAGAUACACAGCAGCAAGCUUAACAAAAAGGGAGACGUAGACUACGUCGCAGUUUGCCGUCUGUGUGAUGGAUUUAACGGAGCAGACAUGCGCAACGUUUGUACCGAGGCGGGAAUUUUUGCUAUACGUGCGAUGCGCGACUAUGUGGUUGAGGAAGAUUUCUUCAAGGCUGCCCGAAAGCUCACUGAGACAAAGAAGCUUGAGGGAACCCUAAGUUACGAGAAGGUGUGA
Babesia sp. Xinjiang is the source of this 1215-nucleotide messenger RNA. RefSeq names its product 26S protease regulatory subunit S10B -like protein B. Gene Ontology annotation, molecular function: ATP binding; proteasome-activating activity; ATP hydrolysis activity. Gene Ontology annotation, cellular component: proteasome regulatory particle, base subcomplex; cytosolic proteasome complex. The transcript has 4 exons. The record is from RefSeq and is a predicted model, not a curated record. Gene Ontology annotation, biological process: positive regulation of RNA polymerase II transcription preinitiation complex assembly. The coding region runs from base 1 to 1215 and encodes 404 amino acids. Lineage: Eukaryota; Apicomplexa; Aconoidasida; Piroplasmida; Babesiidae.